Ipomoea triloba (trilobed morning glory) is the source of this 2126-nucleotide messenger RNA. RefSeq names its product dynamin-related protein 5A-like. Gene Ontology annotation, molecular function: GTPase activity; GTP binding; microtubule binding. The record is from RefSeq and is a predicted model, not a curated record. The transcript has 9 exons. Lineage: Eukaryota; Viridiplantae; Streptophyta; Magnoliopsida; Solanales; Convolvulaceae. Bases 78 to 2126 code for a protein of 682 amino acids. Gene Ontology annotation, cellular component: microtubule; cytoplasm; membrane.
AGCUCUUCAACGGCUCCCAGAGCUCCAUUUUCAUUUUCAAAUUCAAAAUUGAAAACCCCACGCUUCGCAGUUUAGCAAUGGCGAACACCGAUGCCUUCCAAACUACACCAACCAAAACACCAACAUCUGAGAGGCCUCCAGCCACAUCUUCCAAUUCUAAGAAACACCACCACCGCCACCACCACGAAGUUCCCUCCGCUUCUGAAAUGAGGAACCGAUUCGAAGCCUAUAAUCGGCUGCAGGCAGCUGCGGUCGCCUUCGGAGAGAAAUUGCCGAUUCCGGAGAUUGUUGCCAUUGGUGGCCAAUCCGAUGGCAAGAGCUCUCUCCUCGAAGCCCUACUCGGAUUCCGGUUCAAUAUCCGGGAAGUUGAAAUGGGCACCCGACGCCCUCUUAUUCUGCAGAUGGUCCAUGAUCCAACUUCUUUGGAGCCUCGAUGUCGCUUUCAGGAGGAGGAUUCUGAAGACUAUGGGAGUCCCAUCAUUUCACCGUCUGUAAUUGCUGAUACCAUAAAGUCAAGGACCGAAAUUCUAUUAAAAAGAACUAAGUCUGCAGUGUCUUCAAAACCCAUUGUCAUGAGAGCAGAGUAUGCACAUUGUCCUAACCUUACCAUCAUUGAUACACCGGGCUUUGUUCUAAAGGCAAAGAAGGGUGAACCUGAUAACACGCCUGAUGAGAUCCUAUCAAUGGUGAAGUCGCUGGCUAGUCCACCUCACCGUAUUCUUUUGUUCCUUCAACAGAGCAGUGUGGAGUGGUGUUCUUCUCUUUGGUUGGAUGUUCUUCGUGAAAUUGAUCCAACUUUUAGGAGGACGGUCAUUGUUGUCUCAAAAUUUGAUAACAGACUCAAGGAGUUUAGUGACCGGUGGGAAGUUGAUCGCUAUUUGAGUGCAAGUGGGUACCUUGGAGAAAAUACUCGUCCGUAUUUUGUGGCCCUACCUAAAGAUCGAAGUGCAGUGUCAAAUGAUGAAUUCCGUAGGCAAAUCUCUCAGGUUGAUGCAGAAAUAUUACGAUAUCUGCGUGAUUCUGUUAAGGGGGGUUUUGAUGAAGAGAAAUAUAGGUCCUACAUUGGAUUUGGUUCUCUCAGAGAUUAUUUAGAAACUGAGCUCCAGAGAAGAUACAAGGAAGCUACUCCAGCAACAUUGGCCCUGCUUGAACAGCGGUGCAGUGAAGUAACUGCUGAUUUGUCCAGAAUGGACAGCAAAAUACAGGCAACUUCGGAUGUUGCACAUCUUCGAAGAUCCUCCUUGCUGCAUGCUGCUGCUUUAUGUAAUCAUGUGGGUGCACUUAUCGAAGGAGCAGCUGACCCUGCUCCCGAGCAAUGGGGAAGAACGACUGAAGAGGAACGGUCAGAGAGUGGUAUUGGUAGUUGGCCUGGUGUUUCAGCAGAUAUUAGACCUCCAAAUGCAACACUUCGCCUUUAUGGAGGUGCAGCUUUUGAGAGAGUGAUGCAUGAAUUUCGAUGUGCUACAUAUUCAAUUGCUUGCCCCACCAUUUCAAGGGAGAAGGUAGCAAAUAUUUUACUUGCUCAUGCUGGUCGAGGCGGUAGUAGAGGGGUUACAGAUGCGGCUGCAGAGAUUGCAAGAGCUGCGGCACGCUCUUGGCUUUCUCCUCUUCUUGAUACAGCAUGUGAUCGCAUAUCAUUUGUUUUGGGAAACCUCUUUGAACUUGCCAUUGAAAGAAAUCGAAGAUGUGAUUCACAUUGGCCUAUGAAACUGAUGUGCGACAAUCAAGCAGCCUUGCAUAUUGCAUCCAAUCCCGUCUUUCAUGAGAGAACAAAACACAUCGAGAUCGAUUGUCAUUUUGUUCGUGAAAAGAUUGUAUCCGGAGAAAUUGUUACCUCUUUUGUGGGUACAAAUGAUCAGUUGGCUGACAUCUUCACCAAAGCUUUAAGAGAAGCCGAUACCGCUACUGCUGUUGUCCUCGUCUCGCAAAAAGAAGCCGAUACCGCUACUGCUGUUGUCCUCGUCGGAUUUGCUGCGUCGCCUACCGCUACUGCUGUUGUCCUCGUCGGAUUUGCUGCGUCGCCGGAGGUGGUGGCGGUCAUGUACUGUGGCGAUGGGCGAACGCCGGAGGUGGUGGCGGUCAUACAAAACCAUAUGCUCUCCCCCAUUUCAAGCCUCCAUGCGUGA